CACUGCAACUUCAAAAAGACUUACUGUAACUGGCCAAAGGGCCAUGAGACUCGCUGCGAACCUGCGGCGGUUCACGGCAUGUCCAAGCCGCUACCGCGCUUAGAGCUUCCGGAGGACCCUCAGGAGGCCCAGCAGAGAUAUGUGAAGCUCAGGCAGCUGGUGCGAGAGACCUUCGAAAGCUUUUUGAGGAGCUUAAAUUCCCAGUCAUUAAAAUGGCUUGAGCAACAGUUUGAGCUUCAUGGGGGGAACAUCAACUCCGCACAGUUCUUGAAGAUUUUUUCCAAGGUCUGUCCACGCUUGGAGUCCAGUGCCUUCUCCGCGGAUGAGCGGAAGAUGGCCAUGAAGUUUGCCGUGCUGAAGCUCUUUGAAGGUAUGGACGUGGACACCUCGGGGGAGACUUCGUGGAUGGAGUUUGUGGAGUUCAUCAGUGCGGUCGCAGAGGAGUUGCGCUUGAAGGCGCAAGAGCUGUCUGGGCAAAUCUUCGAGUUCUCGGCCUCCGUGCAGGUGGUGCUUCCGGCUUAUCGACCUACCGUCACCAAGUGCCACUUUGACAAGCUCUUCUAUUGGCCUGGGCUUCCCAUGGAGUGUGCGGUGGUCUUCGAGGAGGGCCAGGCGAGCUUCUUCUUACAUCGACAGCAGAGCAUGCUCCGACGCCGCCGUGUUGAUGGGCACCAGAGUGAUCUACUCUCAGCGGCCUUCUUGCAGGACAUCAAUUUGGUGGUGACCUCGGGGAACGACAAGACCUUGUGCUUUUGGGAGAGCACCGCCUUCAACUUAGUGAAGCGUUGGAGUUUGAAGGAUGUGGCUGGGGUUCUUUGCUGGUGCGCCGAGAUCAAUGCGCUCUAUGCUGCAGAUCAUUUCACCGAGCGAUUCUGGGGCUGGCGCAUUCUCGACGAGCUGGAGGUGAAGACGACGGGCCACGGGGGGAUGAAGCCCGAGAAGGCGCUCGAGUUCAAGGUGGGCCACAGCAAGGCAAUUCAGGUGAUGAAAUGGCUUGAACCCUUGCAGUGCUUGGCGACCGCCUCGCUGGACACCACGGUGCAGAUCUUCGACACCGUCCUCCAGGGCCGAACGCACGUGCUGAGUGGCCACAGCAAGGGUGUCACCUGCUUGGAAUUCUGUGCCAAGAAUCAGAUGCUCUUGAGCGCCGGCUUCGAUAAUUAUAUUUGUAUUUGGGACCCCUCGGCUGGAACGCUUUCAUUCAAACUGACUGGCCAUGAGUGUAGCAUCACCGGCUUGUGCAAGAUGCCAGAGACGGACUUCGAAUUCAUGAGUCUGGAUUACGAGGGCGUGGUGCGGCUUUGGGAUGUCCGGCGACUGUGCUGCAUCCAGAACUUCCACGCCACAGACCGACGUGCAGAAGAGGCCGGGGAAUUGGAGCGCCUGGAGCCACGGGCCUUGUGCGCUUUGAGCCGUGACCGAGUGGUGAUCUCCGGGAGGAGGAUUGUCGUCUUUGACCGCGAUGCCAAUGACCCGAAGAUCACCUCGGAUUGGCCCAUCAAUGACCUGGCUUUCAACCACUGGACGUUGGAGAUUGUGACGCCCAUCAAGAACGACCUCUACGUUUGGGACGCGCUCACGGGGCUGCGCUUGCAGAUCCAUGACAAUGUGAUCGAGUCCAACAUCACUGCCAUCACCUUCGGUCUCAAGGAGCGUCGGAUCUUCGUCGGCAGCGAGGAUGGCAACAUCAACUGUAUCAACGCGGCUUGUGGUGCUAAGCUCAAAGUGCUCACGCCACACGCCUACGAGGUGACGCAGAUCGAGUGCAUGCACGGGAAAGUGCUCACCCUCUCAGGGCCUGAGAAGGUGAUCAACGUGCACGAUGACACCGGGGAGAAGAAAGCUUUGCUCCUGAAGCGGAUUGAUUUGGGCGCCUCUGGACCCAUUUUGAGGUUCGCCACGGACUACCGGGAGAUGAUUGUCAUCACCUCGGAGGACGGCGACGUGAGCUGGUACAGCACGGACUUUGCCAAGGGCAUCGCUGACACGUCGCAGUGCUCCGUGAAUCACUCCCAGGCCGUUUAUUGCUGCGAAUAUUUCAAGGAGGUUCCGCUCAUUGUGACCACCGACACAGGCGGAGUCACUCUCUCUUUGCGCUUCUCUUUGCCGAGAAUGGCCGUCGUUCGGAUGGGAAGAUCGGUCUUUUCAGGUCAUAGAUCAUGA
Molecule: messenger RNA, 2163 nt
Organism: Durusdinium trenchii
Lineage: Eukaryota; Dinophyceae; Suessiales; Symbiodiniaceae
Source: the annotation of a GenBank genome assembly